AUGGUGGAAAAAGUGGAUCGUUUGGCCAAAGAGCAACGGCUACGUAAGGCUGUUUACAGUGCCAUUGUAGCCUUAUCGGAAUGCGUUGAUGAAACAGUGUUGCAAAAAAUGUUGAACAGUUUGGAUCAAAAUAGUUGGAUGGAAGUGGUCGAGGAACGUUACCUUGGUCGAAUGUGUGGUUUUCCGCUCUGUACUAAUCCUGUAGAAGUGAAGAAUUCGCAAAAAUAUAGAAUCGAUUUGAAAAAUAAGAAGGUAUUCGAACGAUCCGCUGAAAUUGACAAAUUUUGUUGCCAAGAUUGUUUUUUACGUUCUGUUGCAGUGAGGGCACAGCUUGAAACAGAGCCGUUAUGGAUAAGAGGCGAUGAACGAGUAAAAAUAUUUGAUUUGGACGCUGGAAACAUUAGACAACAACCGCAGAACACUUGUGGCUUUGAAUUAAAUGAAGAUCAACAGCUGAUAACAUCACUUGAAACUUUGAAAAUUGGUGAUAUCGCGGAAUCUGAUGAUGACGAUAAGGACGAUGAAAUCAACUUGGACGAAGAAAAAGGCGAUGAUGCCCAUGAGGAGUUUUAUAACCUUUGUCGGUCUUACCUUACAAUGAGGCCUGAGGUUUCUGGCACUGACGAAAAUACAGGCGUGCUCACAGUUGAAAAAGUUGAAAGAGUCACGAAAAUGGAGAUAGAAGCAGAGAGAAAAAAGAAUAAACAACUUUCUGAAAGUGAAAAAUUGGCUCGUAUACGGAACAAGUAUAAUCAGAAUAAACUCAAACGACCCCCAAAAAUCAUUGAAGCUAAACCGCUUAAUUUACAGCUUAGUGAUAAGGUUCCAAAGAAUUUCUAUGAAGAUUUUAAGAGAACGCUAUUAGAAUGGUGUGGUCCAGAAACGAUUUGUUAUUUACGAUAUCGUCGCAGAAUGGAUUUAUCGAAUAAUGAAGAUGAAAUAACCACUGAAGCAAGAUCCAUCAUGGCUUGGUUUUAUGGAGCUGAUCGUCUUAUUAAUAAAAGUGUUGAGGGAAAUAUGUUUCUGCCUCCGAUUGAUAAUACCGAUCAGGCAAAACAGAGAGUUUCGGUACUGGCUGAAUUAUUAAAACCAAGCUGGCGACUUUUGGAAGGAAAGUUAAGUAUAAAUGGAUGUGGACAACAAGCCUUAGGCAUUAUUUCCACAUUUCGAUUAUCGACAACAAAUGUUGUUAUUAAAAGGAAGACAUGCGACCUUGCGGUUGCUGUCAUUUUCCGACU
This is a messenger RNA of Acanthocheilonema viteae, 1238 nucleotides long. NCBI's taxonomy places the organism in Eukaryota, Metazoa, Nematoda, Chromadorea, Rhabditida, Onchocercidae. The record is from the annotation of a GenBank genome assembly.